CCUGUCCCCACACGGGCAGAGCGGGGCCGUGCCGGGCUCCUCCCGCGGCGGGGCCGGCCCGGGCUGAGGGGGCGGCCCGGCCGCGUUUGGCGCCAUCGCCGCCAUGGAGCCGGAGCGGCUGCGGCGCCGCCUCAGCUCCGCGUUCCGGCUGCGGGGGCUCCUCCUGCGCCCGGAUGCCCUGAAGUAUCUCACUGAAGCUUUCCAGUCCACCAGUGAGGGGGAACUUGACGAUAUAAUUGAAAAUGUCAUCGAUGCAGUUGAAAAACAGUCUUUGUCAUCCAAUAUGAUCGAGCAGCCCGUGGUGGAAGCAGCAGUCCAGGAAUGCAGCCGGGCCCCGGAUGAGGCCAUAGAAAAUGUUUUCAACAUUAUUGGAGCCUUUGACAUUCCACGCUACAUUUAUAAUUCAGAAAGAAAGAAGUUUCUGCCCCUGUCCAUGACUGACCUGCCUGGGCCGAGUUUGUUUGGGACUGCCAGGGACAAGGCGGAGCUGUUCCGGGAGCGCUACUCCAUCCUCCAGCAGAGGACUCACAGACAUGAGCUGUUCACUCCUUCACCAGUUGUUGCUCAUCCUGAUGAUAGCAAGAGCAAAUUCCAGCUGAAGACAGUAGAAACUCUCUUGGGCAAUACAGCUAAAGUAGGAGAAGUGAUUGUGCUUGGGAUGAUCACUCAGCUCAAGGAGGGGAAGUUUUUCCUAGAAGACCCCACAGGAGUGGUGCAGCUAGACCUUAGUAAAGCACAGUUCCACAGUGGGUUAUACACUGAAGCCUGCUUUGUUCUGGCAGAAGGCUGGUAUGAAGAUGAAGUUUUCCAUGUGAACGCUUUUGGAUUUCCUCCCACUGAGCCUUCUGCUACCACGAGAGCCUUCUAUGGGAAUAUAAAUUUCUUUGGAGGGCCUUCCUCCCUGUCAGUGAAGGCCUCUGCGAAGCUGAAGCAGCUGGAGGAGGAGAACGAAGAUGCCAUGUUUGUGUUUGUGUCUGACGUGUGGCUGGACCAGGCUGAGGUGCUGGAGAAGCUUCGCACCAUGUUUUCGGGUUAUUCCUCUGCACCUCCCACCUGCUUCUUCUUCUGUGGAAAUUUUUCAUCUGCGCCAUAUGGCAAAAAUCAAAUCCAGUCCCUGAAAGGUUCUUUAAAGGCUCUGGCAGAUAUUAUAUGUGAACAUCCCAGCAUCCAUAAAAGUAGUCGAUUUGUGUUUGUCCCUGGUCCUGAAGAUCCUGGGCCUGGUUCUAUUUUGCCAAGACCCCCCCUGGCUGAAAAUAUCACUCAGGAAUUCAGACAGCUGGUGCCAUUUUCAGUUUUCACCACAAAUCCCUGCAGGAUUCAAUACUGCACCCAAGAAAUUAUCAUUUUUCGGGAAGAUCUGAUCAACAAAAUGUGCAGGAACUGUGUCCGCUUCCCAAGCAGCAACAUGGACAUUCCCAACCACUUUGUGAAGACGAUUUUAUCCCAGGGCCACCUGAGCCCGCUGCCCCUGUACGUCAGCCCGGUGUUCUGGGCCUACGAUUACUCCCUGCGGGUUUACCCCGUGCCAGACGUGCUCGUCACCGCCGACAAGCACGACCCCUUCACCGUCACCAGCGCCGAGUGCCUCUGCAUCAACCCCGUAAGCCCCAAACCCCCCUCCCUCACUGCCUGCACUGCCCUUCCCUCACUGAAAUGUGAUUUUUUCCCCCUUUUCCUUCCACAGGGUUCGUUUCCCAGAAGUGGAUUUUCCUUCAAGGUGUUCUACCCCUCCAACAAGACAGUUGAAGACAGCAAGCUUCAAGGACUCUGAAUUUCUGUGGCACUGAAAAACAGCGGUGAACCCAUGUGAAGCCAGCUGUAGCUCUUAUUUUUUACAUGCCUUAGUUUCAUGAUGUGUUCUGGACUUUUUAUAAUGAAUGUCAAAGUCAAAACCGAUUUGUUUUGUACACAAAUAAACUUUUACAGAAAAAGA
Molecule: messenger RNA, 1933 nt
Organism: Prinia subflava (tawny-flanked prinia)
Lineage: Eukaryota; Metazoa; Chordata; Aves; Passeriformes; Cisticolidae
Gene: POLE2
Product: DNA polymerase epsilon 2, accessory subunit
Exons: 18
Coding region: 104-1771 (555 amino acids)
Biological process (GO): error-prone translesion synthesis; DNA-templated DNA replication
Cellular component (GO): epsilon DNA polymerase complex
Molecular function (GO): DNA binding
Source: RefSeq, a predicted model, not a curated record